This is a messenger RNA of Protopolystoma xenopodis, 372 nucleotides long. The record is from the annotation of a GenBank genome assembly. Lineage: Eukaryota; Metazoa; Platyhelminthes; Monogenea; Polystomatidea; Polystomatidae.
AUGCCAGCAUCAAAACUCAACAAUUCAACCGCUUUCCGGUCCCCAGAUUUGGCUAGCCCAUUUUUUACAGACGACCAAGGCUCUGCAAGAACUAACGACUUGGCAGGGGCAGCAGUUAUCUUUGAUAACAAUAGCCCGGCGGACACUUCGUACACGAAAAUAUUUAAUACUUCAAUUGAUCCCGCCACUUUUGACGAAAAAAGGGCUACUGGUGAUCAGGGUAAGGUAGCUGAUGAUACUUCAUCACCACCAAUCUUACCGAUUUUCUCCAACGAGCAGCCGAUAAAGCAGACAGAUCAUACUCUAGUUCAGGACUGGGACCGAGGAUUCUUUGUACUCGUAGAGGAGGACAAUCCGACUGUCAAUGAAAAG